UCAUUUUCGUUAGAAGUCGUUGCUUAUUAUGCUUACCAAUCUGUGAUCGAUAGCACGUUGUUUCUCGUCAAAAAAGCCACCCAAAACCCUCGAUACUUUCCGCGAUCGCCAUGGAAGCUCUAAGCUCCUUUGCAACCAUCCUCUCCUCCUCGUCUUCUCCACCUUCUGUCUUCUCUCCAGUGAGGCCUGACUCACCAAGACUCGUACGGUUCACCUUGUCUUCCAAAAAGGAAGGAAACGAUUUCGAUCUCCCAUCCGACCCCAAAGACUCCAGUAUUGUCCCCCUCUUCGGCAAUCACACUCUUUCCAAAGAUGCGGCGAUGGGAUUGGUCUUGAGCGCGGUUUCUGUGAGAGGUUGGACGACCGGAUCAGGUAUGGAGGGUCCGUCCAUCCCCGCCGGAGCCGAAGAUGGAUCCGGUACAGAAAGGAUCUCGACCUUCCCGUGGUCCCUCUUCACUAAGUCACCACGUAGGCGUAUGCGUGUUGCGUUCACCUGCAAUGUUUGCGGCCAGAGAACCACUCGUGCCAUCAAUCCCCAUGCUUACACUGAUGGCACUGUGUUUGUGCAGUGCUGUGGAUGUCAUAUAUUUCAUAAGCUGGUGGAUAAUUUGAACCUGUUUCACGAGAUGAAGUGCUAUGUGAACCCGAGCUUCAAUUAUCAAGACCCGAAAUGGGAUGAGGUUGGCUUCAAGUACCUUGAUACAGAGGAUGAUAGGAAUGAUGGAUUUCCCAUAUAAUGAGGUGAAGAGCAAUUGUAUAAGUGGUGUACAUUCCUUUCCUUGUUCGUGGCAACUUUUUCUGUCCCAUUUGUAAAUGUUUCUGUUAUUUAUAGUAUUCUUUUCAUAUUGGUAACUGAAGUCAAAGUUGGAUUCAUCAAUGAAAUUUGGUAGAAUGAUAAGCAUUGAAACGUUA
Messenger RNA from Juglans microcarpa x Juglans regia, 912 nucleotides. RefSeq lists its product as uncharacterized. Gene Ontology annotation, cellular component: mitochondrion. The transcript is spliced from 4 exons. Gene Ontology annotation, molecular function: protein-folding chaperone binding; zinc ion binding. The record is from RefSeq and is a predicted model, not a curated record. Bases 111 to 737 code for a protein of 208 amino acids. NCBI's taxonomy places the organism in Eukaryota, Viridiplantae, Streptophyta, Magnoliopsida, Fagales, Juglandaceae. Gene Ontology annotation, biological process: protein import into mitochondrial matrix; protein stabilization; protein folding.